This is a messenger RNA of Selaginella moellendorffii, 489 nucleotides long. RefSeq lists its product as uncharacterized. Lineage: Eukaryota; Viridiplantae; Streptophyta; Lycopodiopsida; Selaginellales; Selaginellaceae. The coding region runs from base 1 to 489 and encodes 162 amino acids. The transcript is spliced from 3 exons. The record is from RefSeq and is a predicted model, not a curated record.
AUGGGGCGGCCGUCUGUGUUUGUGGUGAUCUUCAUCAUUGUAGCUCACAUUAUCUCUUUCGCGAUGUCUCUUGGGGCGGAGACUCGACGAACAAAGUACUACUAUUGCAAAUACAAGCUAGACAUCGCUAGUGGUCUCGCUGGAGCGGCCUUUGUAUUUAAUCUCCUCUCGUUUCUGUUGAUCAUGGGAAUGACCAAAAUCGUGUUUAUAAUUGCCGAGGCUUGCCUUCUCGCCGGCGUCAACCGCAACCAAAUGAGAACAAAGACGAUAUACUUCCAGGGGCAAAACGUUCCCGACUGUGAGACUAUAAGCAAAGGCAUCUUCUCGGCGGCGGCGGCGUUUACGUUCUUCUGCCUGAUACUGAGCUUAUCUUACUACGUUUCAGCCGCAAAGUCGGAAGAUAGCUAUCCGCUGCCUCCGCGGCCACCGUCGGUCGGGAUGACAAUGUUUCCUCAGCAGCCAUCCGGCCCGAGUCCCUAUGCCUUGUAA